AUGGGCUGCCUUUGUAAAUUUGAAGGGUCAAACCCUCACAAUUGGUCAGAAGUUUACAACAUGGGAAUAGGUAUGUCUAAUUCUGAGAAAAAGUCAACAAAAAACUCAGAAAUCUUUCAGGCUGCAAAUUGUGCCGUUGACAAAAUCACAAAAACACAGGACGAAAUUAAAACCAAGUUAAGAGAACUACAAGAUGUUAUGAAAGAACAACAGAAAAAUGUAGAUGCUUUAAAAAGUACUCAAGAUCAAGUGAAGGAUCAUUUUGAUAAAUUGGAUGGAGACAAAUAUGAGUGUGACAGGUGCCCUACACAACAGGGCUACCAAUGUGGAGCAAAUUGUGAUUGUACAAGCUGUAAAGAAAAUAGACAUCUAAAAGAACAACUUGAAAAGCUGAAAUCAGAAUCAGCAAAAAAAGAUCAAGAGCACACAAAACAAAAACAAAUGGAUGGAUCAGAAAUCAAGAAAUUAAAAGGCAAAGUUGAAAAAAAUGAGAGAGAAAUACAAAAUUUACGAGAUGAUGUAGAGAAACAAAGAACAGAGAAGAAUGAAAUAAAAAGCAAAAAUAUUGCUCUUGAAAAUGAAAAACGACGGUUGUUAGAGGAAAACUCUAAAAACAAACAACAAAUUCAAAGACAGAGCGACCACAUCGCCCAGAUGGAGAAAGAGUUACAUCAGGCAAAACAACAGAAAGUUGGUGUGUCACUAUACUGUGGGAGCCAGGCAACACUGACGGACGCUUCAGCUGAGUUAUCUCACAUGCUUUGUUCUCACUGGGAAGCUCUUGGGAUAGAGGCCAAGGUGGAUAAAUGUGAGGACCCCCGGACACAUCCACCCUCAUCUCCCCUCAUUGUCCUGUGUAUGAAUGCCUCCCGUCUUGGUACUGAUGUCAGCAAUGCCAUUCACAAUAUUCGAUGUGACCAUUCUGUAGCCGUUGUGAUUCUUCACCACAAAGAAAUCCAUGCCCUUCCAUCUCAACAGAGCGAGAAACUCCUGGUAGGAGGUCAAUAUCGUGAUCUGGGUGCAAUAGUAGACAUUGCCUUCCUCAAGUCCAAGGGCAUGUACCCGUGUGAUAUGAACGAACAUGCUUUAAACAAGUUAACUACAUUUAUUUCUUACUUUAUCAAGAAAGGUUAAAUGUCAAAUUUGAUUCCAUAUACCUUCAUGAAGGUCUAAGUUGAGAAUCAGUAUAUGAAACCAGUAUCAGAUGUGAAAAUCUAAGUUUACAAACUAUAAAAGGUUGCCCUUCUUGAAUAUCAGCAAUUAAGAAAGAAAUCGUAAUAACAAGACUUGGCUUAUAUAACAAAGCUUCUUAUAUAAAAUUUGCUACCGUUUAUUGUGUCAUGAUUGAUCAAAUAGUAUUUGCUAUCUGAA
Messenger RNA from Ylistrum balloti, 1371 nucleotides. RefSeq lists its product as uncharacterized. The transcript has 5 exons. NCBI's taxonomy places the organism in Eukaryota, Metazoa, Mollusca, Bivalvia, Pectinida, Pectinidae. The record is from RefSeq and is a predicted model, not a curated record. Bases 1 to 1134 code for a protein of 377 amino acids.